UCAAUGCGAAUAAAUUAUCUUGCGCUCACCAGCACCAUCAUCGCUCAUCCGCUUGGAGAUCUGAUAUGCUGCGACUGAUAGGUCGCGUGUCUCUCCGAUGAGGAACUUACUAUUGAAGCGGCCUAAGCGGGAGGAUGUGGUUGGCCGACACAUUUACGCCUUUGUCAAGAAUCGCACAAAUCAAGUCCUCUACUCAUUCUCACGGACGCUUCGGCCCCAAGAUUUGAAGCAAUUACCGGACGCUGGAGCCAACAACACACCCCCUUCAUUACGAAAAGACGAAUGGCGACCACUAUGGACCGUAUCCAUCCCGGGAACGCCGACAACAUCCCGGAUAAACCAGGAGCUGAUCACCAAACUUCGCGACUACCGGAUGCUUCACGAGCUAUGCUGGGAGAUGCCGGAGUCGAUAACAAAGCCGUUCGACGAGGAAGAGAUUAAACAGAUGAAGGACAAGUUGAAACGCCGAGGAGGAUCCAAGAAGGAAUCCGUCUACGACGUGAUCAAACACAAGAAGAAAAAAUUGCGGGCACAAAUGGUAAUGGACCAAAAGGCCAACUCUGUCGCGGAUCUCGCGGCCGGGCUUCUCCAAAUCUCAGACCAGGAGGCAAGUGAUCUGGCAUUGGAGGAAGCCAGACAGAAGAGGGAAGAAGUUGCGUUGUUGGUUCGGUUGUCAAACGACUUCGAAGAGACGAUCCGAGAUUCGAAUGAAGAAUAUCUCCAAUUGAAGAGUUCGGUAUCACCCGAGAUCAGCGAAUUGGGCGCGGAUGAGCCCAUUUCGCAGGAUGGAUUGGAGGAUUCGAUGAAGCCUGAAGCGGCCGGCAUAUCCACAAAAAUUUCCCCUGAGCUUAGAGCAGCCAUGGAUGAGAUUCACGCCAAGCAAGCCAGGUCAAAGUACGCUGUCGAAGAGCUCGUACGAGCGCGAGAAAAUCUGCAGAAGCAAGUCGAAGAUCUGGCCGGUCAGAUCAAGAUCGCAGAAGCACGACUUGACUCACGUAGUGAUGAGACGGACAAGGAGAAAUCAACGAACGAGAAUGAUGCAAAAUCGGACGCUUCCAUCGAAACGCUGAGAAUGCGGUAGCCUCAUCAACAAAGGAGACGAAGGAGAUCUUGACACGCCAGAGUGAGAUCAGCAACACAGUGGACACGCGAGCUCACCUCCUUGGUCUAGACUCGGAUC
This is a messenger RNA of Dissoconium aciculare CBS 342.82, 1180 nucleotides long. RefSeq lists its product as uncharacterized. The record is from RefSeq and is a predicted model, not a curated record. NCBI's taxonomy places the organism in Eukaryota, Fungi, Ascomycota, Dothideomycetes, Mycosphaerellales, Dissoconiaceae. Gene Ontology annotation, molecular function: structural constituent of ribosome; DNA strand exchange activity; single-stranded DNA binding. Gene Ontology annotation, biological process: DNA recombination; positive regulation of mitochondrial DNA replication. The transcript is spliced from 3 exons. Gene Ontology annotation, cellular component: nucleus; mitochondrial large ribosomal subunit. Bases 98 to 1081 code for a protein of 327 amino acids.